Messenger RNA from Adineta steineri, 651 nucleotides. NCBI's taxonomy places the organism in Eukaryota, Metazoa, Rotifera, Eurotatoria, Adinetida, Adinetidae. The record is from the annotation of a GenBank genome assembly.
AUGCUCGAAAGCAAUCCGAUACCAACAACGACGACCGCUGGUUUCACUAACAUCAAUACACCACCAACAAGCAACACAAUAGGUAGUAUUUUUACUCCAGAACAAGUUGCCUGUGUAUGUGAAGUACUUCAACAAAGUAAUGAUAUUCAACGGCUCGGUGAUUUUUUAUGGACAUUACCAACAUGUGAACAUUUUCAUAAUCAUGAAAGUGUUGUAAAAGCAAAAGCAGUUGUUGCAUUUCGUCGAGGAAACUAUCGUGAACUUUAUCAUAUUUUAGAACGUUAUCAAUUUGCACCAUGUAGUCAUCCACAAUUACAACAAUUGUGGUUACAAGCACAUUAUAAUGAAGCGGAAAAACUACGUGGAAGACCAUUAGGUGCUGUUGGUAAAUAUCGUGUACGACGAAAAUUUCCUUUACCACGUACCAUAUGGGAUGGAGAAGAGACAAGUUAUUGUUUUAAAGAAAGAUCACGUAAUACUUUACGUGAUUGGUAUCUACAUAAUCCUUAUCCGUCACCAAGAGAAAAACGUGAAUUAGCUGAAACAACUAGUUUAACAACAACACAAGUAUCAAAUUGGUUUAAAAAUCGACGACAACGUGAUCGAGCAUCAGAAACAAAUGAUAGGCAAGUUGUUGUAUUUUCUUUUUAA